AUGAAUGAUGAUCUACGUGUGGGGGAGGACAGUGAUGAUAAUCUACCAGCUGGUGUGGGGGAGGACAAUAAUGAUGAUCUACCAGCUGGUGUGGGGGAGGACGGUUUGGGGGAGGACAUUAAUGAUGAUCUACGUGUGAGGGACGACAGUGAUAAAAAUCUACCAGCUGGUGUGGGGGAGGACAAUAAUGAUGAUCUAGCAGAUAGUGUGGAGGAGGACAGUGUUGAUGAUCUACCAGCUGGUGUGGGGGAGGACAGUGAUGACGAUCUACCAGCUAUUGUUGGGGAGGACAGUAAUGAUGAUCUACCAGCUGGUGUGGGGGAGGACAAUGAUGAUGAUCUAAAAGCUGGUGUGGGGGAGGACAGUGAUGACGAUCUCUCAGUUGGUGUGGGGGAGGACAGUGAUGAUGAUCUGCCAGCUGAUGUGUGGGAGGACAGUGAUGAUGAUCUACCAGCUGGUGUGGGGGAGGAUAGUGAUGAUGAUCUACUAGCUGUUGUGGGCGGGGGACAGUGA
Messenger RNA from Saccostrea cuccullata (small rock oyster), 513 nucleotides. RefSeq lists its product as uncharacterized. The record is from RefSeq and is a predicted model, not a curated record. The coding region runs from base 1 to 513 and encodes 170 amino acids. Lineage: Eukaryota; Metazoa; Mollusca; Bivalvia; Ostreida; Ostreidae. The transcript is spliced from 2 exons.